Molecule: messenger RNA, 411 nt
Organism: Mycosarcoma maydis (corn smut)
Lineage: Eukaryota; Fungi; Basidiomycota; Ustilaginomycetes; Ustilaginales
Exons: 2
Coding region: 1-411 (136 amino acids)
Source: RefSeq, a predicted model, not a curated record
AUGAAAGCUCACAUCUCCUUCCUGCUUGCCAUGGUUGCUUCCGUCAGCGUCGUCAAAGCUGGUUGGGAUACGCCUUCCCCUCGUUUCAGCUGGAAUGCACUGUGUGGAUCACACGCCCAUUCGAGCAUCAAACACAUCUGCUUUGACUCUCUCUUUGAUGUCAGAGGCAUCACCAUUAAUACUGACUUCCACGGCUCCUACUCAAGUGACAACAAAAAAUUUGUCAUGUACCGAGCCGCAAAAGAGAGCUCCGCUUUCUACUCGACCACGAAUUUUAUCAUCAACAUUGGGUGGGACGUUACCGGAACAGGCCAGGACCAAUGCAUCGCUUAUGAUGUUCAGGAUGUUUCGGGUAAUGACCUCAAGAACGGCUUGUACUGCCCCGGUCAGGCAGCUAUCUCCCUUCCCUGA